AUGUCUCAUCGGAAUAAAGAUGGAAAACAGAGAAAGCUACCCCUUCUAUACGGACAGUGCAGUCAAGAACUUGUUGCCAAACAGCGGUGGAACGACUUUCCAGAUUCACAUAACGGAGACGACGACGAUUGCGACGACGUGACGAUAGAGUUAGAUUCACCAACUCUUAGUGCUAUCAACUACGCAGAACUUCUGGACGCAUUGGGUCUGGCACUAUCAAGUAGCAUCUGUCAAGUUAGCCUGACAUUCUCUGGAAACGUCUCAGAUCUUGGACGAUCAUUCAACAUGUCUGUUAACGGUCAUAAACCUGAAUUUAAAAAGAUCAAUCUCGUCGGAAAUGCUCCGCUCAGUGAUGGUGCUGUUCAAUACGAGAGUAUCAAGCAGUUUGUUGAACAAACCGUUAGUGAUGCAGAAAAAAGAAAACCGAUCAGAAAGUUGCUCGUCGCCACAAAUGGAAUUGCUGCAGUUCGAUGCAUCACCACAAUUAAUAGAUUUCUUAAUCACACAUUCCGUAACGAUAAACUGAUCCAUUACGUUUGCAUGGCGACCCAAGAUGAGAUCGAUGCCAACUCCGAAUACAUCAAAAAAGCCACAAGUUUGGUUAUCUCACCAUCAGGAAGCAACAAGAACAACUAUGCAAACGUUGAUGAGGUAGUAAAGCAUGCCAUCGAAAAGAAUGUCGACGCUGUUUGGGCAGGAUGGGGACACGCUUCUGAAAACCCAGAUUUACCGAGAAGACUCGCCGAGAACAAUAUUGUCUUUAUUGGACCACCAGCCAGUGCCAUGUUCAGUUUGGGAGACAAAAUCGCAAGUACCAUUAUUGCACAGACAGUCGGAAUUCCCACUAUUGCCUGGUCGGGUUCUGGAAUCACAAUGGAGAAGACACAACGUAAUAAGGGAGACUUUGUGGAAGUUCCGAAAAUACUUCUGGAGAAAGCUUGUGUCCGCACAUACCAAGAAGGAUUGGAUGCUCUUCGCACCCACAACAUUGGUUUCCCACUCAUGAUCAAAGCUUCCGAAGGAGGUGGUGGUAAGGGAAUCAGAAAGUGCAGCAAAGUGGAAGAUUUCAAGAGUAUGUUCGUUGAAGUCACACUUGAAGUUCCAAAUUCGCCAGUCUUCUUGAUGAAGUGUGUGGAGAACGCAAGACACAUUGAAGUACAACUCAUCGCUGAUCGUUACGAGAAUGUGAUUUCUGUCUUCACACGUGACUGCUCGAUUCAACGUCGUUGUCAAAAGAUCAUUGAGGAGGCUCCAGCAAGUGUUGCUCCAAUGGAGACUCGCAAGCGUAUGCAAGAGGAUGCAGUUCGAAUUGCCAAAUAUGUCGGAUACGAAUCAGCAGGAACUGUUGAGUAUCUCUAUUUGCCCGAAGAUGACACCUACUUCUUCCUCGAGCUUAAUCCACGUCUUCAAGUUGAGCAUCCUGCCACUGAAAUGGUCUCCGGCAUCAGUAUUCCAGCAAUUCAAAUUCAAAUCGCUAUGGGACUACCACUUCACAAGAUUGUGGAUAUCAGAACUCUCUACAAUCUUCCAAAAAGUGGAGAUCAAGAACUCCCGGAUGACGUUCUUGUAGAGACUGCACAUCAUGCAAUUGCUGCCCGUAUUACUAGUGAAGACCCAGAUGACAGCUUCCGUCCAUCGACCGGAUCAGUCAAGGAGCUCAAUUUCAACUCAUCUCAAGAUGCAUGGGCUUAUUUCUCAGUUUCUGGAGGAGGAAAAGUACACGAGUUCGCUGAUUCUCAGUUUGGACACUUGUUCGCCCGUGGAACCACCAGAAAUCAAGCGAUCGGAAACAUUCUUGGCGCACUCAAAGAGAUGCAAAUCACAGCUAGUUUCAAAUCGCAAGUCUCCUACCUCAUCGACUUGAUUCAAGAGCCUGAUUUCACCAACAACGGUUUCUCGACCCAAUGGUUGGAUGACAGAAUUGCAAAGAAAAUCAAACAGAAACGCACUCUUCCGAUGAGCGACAUCAUUGCUAUCAGUGCCGCCGUUAUCGGUUACCAGCGCGUCACAAACGCUUUCGAAACGUUCAAGGUAUCAAUCGAGAAUGGACAGAUCUUGCCGCCAAAUGAUCUCACUGAAACAUUCCACUUUGAUCUUGUUCAAGACCUCAAGAUUUAUAAGAUGGGAGUCACCAGGGAUCACGAUAACUUUGUUGUUGCUCUGAAUGGAUCUCAAACCAGUGUUAACAUUGUGCGAUUCGGAGAUUCUGGAACAUUGAUGGCCACACAUAGAGAAAGUGUAUAUCAUUGCAAUCUUGAAGAGGACAAAGAUAUCUACAAGCUGAAAAUCUCCAAUAAUAUUAUCAUCUUCGAGAAGGAUAAUGAUCCAAGUGUCUUGAAAUCUCCAUACACUGGAAAAUUCUUGGGUUACAAAAAAGAAGAGGGAGAGUUUGUAGAUGUUGGAGAGAUUUUUGCUACUGUUGAGUCAAUGAAGCUUGUGUUCAAUGUCGAAGUCAAGAAGUCACCUGGAAGACUCCAAUAUGUGGCUCAUGAAGGAGAAGCAAUUAAUCCUGGAAGCGUCAUUGGACGACUCGUUGGACUUGAGAACAGUGAUAUGUACCGACCACAGCAGUUCGAAGGAACAUUCCCAGAAUGGACACCGGUGAAAAACUCUCACCCGGAAAGCAGUGUCAAUGUUUACAACGAGUGUCUUAAGAAAUGCCAUAGCAUUCUUUCCGGAUCAAACCCAUUCGGAGGAGCCAAUGAAGUCACUGCUCUCGUCACUCAACUUUUCACCUUCCUCAACUUCAAUGACCUCUCCAGAUUCAUUCUUGAGCCAGUCCUCGUUCAAGUGACCAAAACGUUCCCUCCAAAUGUUCGCAAAAACUUCAUUGAUGUGGUCGCAAAACCAUGUUUCACCGGAGACAAGCUUGUGCAAGCUCUCAACGGAUACGUCCUCAGUCCAGAAGACCGAAUCAAGUUCGACCAAGCUGUCAAUGAGUUUGCUUAUGGCUCCAAAGGAUUUGUUGCCGGAGUUUUGAACAAUCUCCUCCGUGCAUACAUUAAUGUUGAGAAGUUCUUCGAAGGAAAGGGAUAUGAUGACUCUGUAACAGAGAUCAAGGAGAACAAUGUGAGCGGAGACGCAGUUGUGCAGACCAUCUACUCUCACACUCAAAUCAAGAACAAGAAUCUUGUCAUGAGAGCUAUUCUUGAGGCAUUGAAGCAGACUGAAGCCAAGUAUAUCCCAUCGUUGCUCGAUAAUCUCCGUGAAAUUGGAAAUCUUCAUCACACCGAAGAGAUAUCCAGCUUGGCCAGAGAGAUUCUUCUAAUCUUCCAAAACUUGUGCUAUAAGAACAACUACUCCGGAAUCACUGCUAGUGGAAAGCCAGCUACUGUUGCAGAAGUCAAGUAUUGGCUUAACAGCCCAGUCGCAAAGAGACCAGAUUCUACCGGAUGGAAGGUUAUCCAUGAAUACUUCUUCGACAAAGAUAUCGGAUCUCAAUGCCUUGAUCGCUACGUUGCGAUGCACAUUUCUGCAGAGAGUGGAUAUCUGGAGAACACAUACAAGCUUCCAACAAUGGAUUGCACCAUCAAUCACUUCUCUUUGGUUCCAAAACCAACUAGCUUCAACAAGAUUGUCCUCAAGGGAAAUAAGUUGAUUGUUGUCCGUUUGUCAAUCGACUCCGAAGACUACAACACUUGCUUCACCAACCCUGAAUUCUUGGAAUGUUUGAAGAAGAACUUCUCUCAAUACUGCAAAUCUAAGGAUGUCAUCAAUGUUUCCAUUUUCGUCAAGAUUUUGAAUGAUAAUUCUAUCCAUCAUGACGCUUCCACACUUACCGACGCAGAGGAGCAGAAGGUGUGCUAUGCUCAGAACGCCGUUGUUAACAUUAAGGCUUACCUUGAAAAAGAUUUCGAUGUAAACCGCGUCAACACUGUCAUCUGCCUUCACGACCGCCCACUCCCACAACUCACCAUCUUCGAGCAAGUCCGACUUGAAAAGGAUCGUCUUCCAGUGAACUCUUACCCAGUUCUCUCAAGACUUUCUUCAGUCCGUGCUUACCAGCAGGAUGAUGCUGCGAGCAACUUCUCCAAAUUGUUCAUUCGUCAACAGUUGAUCAUUCCAGGAAAUAAGGCUGAGGAUGUCAAGCGGAAAGUGUCUGAAGCCGUCUUCCUUGCAUUGGACAAUGCCUGCACUGCUGCUCAAGUAGCCAUGGGAAAGAAGAGCACGACUGGAAAGGAACUCUUCUUCACUUCCAACCACGUGUUCGUAUUCAUUUCCUGUCCAGGACUUCCAAAGGAGGUUAUUGCUUCCGAGGAGUUCAUGACGUUCAUGAAGGAGUGCAUCACCGAAGAAGUGGAUAACCACAAGUCGAUUCUUGCCAAGCAUCAAAUCAACGAAGUCGAAAUGGUCUAUGAGUCGAUCGAUGGUCACAAGAGAAUUGUUAUCCGUGAUGAGACAGGUGUCACCACAGAGGUCAUCACGGAGUUCCCAGAAACUCUUGGAACCUAUCCAACUGUCUCUGUUGUCGACAAGAAACGUUUCGCUGCUCGCAGAGUCAACUCUUCUUACAUCUAUGACUUCCCAAUCAUCUUCGGAAUGGCUGCUGUAAACUCAUGGAAGGCUGCGGAGUCAUUGGAUAAGGAGGCAUACAACAAGAGUGUUGAAUUGCUCAGCGCAGAUAUGGCUGCAGCCCUGAAUGAAGGAAGAUGGAGAGACUUCUUCAGUUAUGAAGAACUUGUUUUCGAAAAUGGAAAGCUUGAGCAUAUCAGUGAUGCCGCCCUUCUUCAAAAACGCUCGAAGAAUGCUCUCAACAAAUGUGGAAUGGUUGCAUGGACCAUGACUCUGUACACUCCAGAAAAACCACUCGGUUACACAAUUGUUCUUAUUGGAAACGAUGUCACCUUCCAAUCCGGAUCGUUCGGAACUGCUGAAGACGAUCUUUUCGCUGCUGCUUCCACCUUCUCCCGCGAACAAAAACUUCCACGUGUCAACGUCUCAGUCAACUCGGGAGCUCGCAUUGGGCUUUCUACUAAAAUUUCUAAGCUGGUCAAGGUGCAAUUGAAGAAUGAUGAGAAGCCAGAUCAAGGAUUCGACUACAUCUAUGUCGACGGAGAGCACAAGGCUGAUGUUGAAGGACAAGUGGUGUAUGAGGAGUUGGACAACGGAAGAUUAAAGAUUAAUGCCGUGAUUGGUGCCAAGAAUGAGAAGAUUGGAGUUGAGAACUUGCAGGGAUCUGGUCUUAUUGCUGGAGAAACCUCUCGUGCUUACUUCGAAGUUCCAACAUAUUGUUAUGUCACCGGAAGAUCUGUUGGAAUCGGAGCCUACACUGCUCGUCUCGCUCACAGAAUCGUUCAACACAAACAAUCUCAUUUGAUCCUUACUGGAUACGAAGCGUUGAACACUCUGCUCGGAAAAAAGGUGUACACAUCGAACAAUCAGCUCGGAGGACCGGAAGUCAUGUUCCGCAACGGUGUCACUCACGCUGUUGUUGAAAAUGAUUUGGAAGGAAUCGCUAAAGUGCUCAAGUGGAUGUCUUACUUGCCAACAAAACAGAACCAAUUCCCAUACUUCUGUCAAUAUGGAAAUGACUCCAACCUCCGUGAUGUCAGAGUUCCAUUGGACGGUGGAGACGAGAAACAAUACGAUGUACGUCAACUCAUUGACUCCAAAGAUAUUCACAACAAACAUGGAAUCUGUGAUACCAUGUCAUUCGAUGAAAUUUGUGGAGAUUGGGCGAAGUCGAUUGUUGCCGGAAGAGCAAGACUGUGUGGAAUUCCAAUCGGAAUCGUUGCAUCUGAGUUCCGCAACUUCCAGACCACUGUACCAGCAGACCCAGCUCUCGAAGGAUCACAAACCCAGAACACCCAACGUGCCGGACAAGUGUGGUACCCGGACUCUGCCUUCAAGACAGCUGAGGCUAUCAAUGACUUGAACAAAGAAAACUUGCCACUCAUCAUCAUCGCCUCCCUCCGUGGUUUCUCUGGAGGACAGAAGGAUAUGUACGACAUGGUUCUGAAGUUCGGAGCACAGAUUGUUGACGCUUUGGCCGUUUACAACAGACCAGUCAUUGUCUACAUCCCAGAAGCCGGAGAACUUCGUGGAGGAGCUUGGGCUGUGUUGGAUAGCAAAAUCCGUCCAGAGUUCAUCCACCUCGUCGCCGAUGAGAAGUCCCGAGGAGGAAUCCUGGAGCCAAACGCAGUUGUCGGAAUCAAGUUCCGUAAACCAGUGAUGGCUGAGAUGAUGAAGAGAUGUGAUGAAUCCUACGCCACACUUGCCGCCGAUCCGACCUCCAAGAAACUUGCCGAGGAGAGAUACACCGAGUUGAGCAAGGUCUACAAAAACGCUGCGAUUGAAUUCGCAGAUGCUCAUGACAGAUGGCAAAGAAUGAAGUCGGUGGGAGCAGUCGACCAUGUAACAUCCCUGAAAAACUCCAGAAGACUAUUCUUCGCAUUGUUCAGAAAUGAGCUUGCUAAAGUUGGAAUGGCUAACUUGUACACAAGUGCUCCACACGCCAGCAAACCAAACCUCGACUUUGCCAUGAACUGGGUUGAGAGCAAUCUGAAAAACUCCGUUGACCGAUCCGCUUCACUGGAUGAACAAUUCAGACAGCUUGAAACUUAUAGCAAAGAUCAUUUAGUGAAAGAUGUGGUUAGCGCUGUGAGAGAAUCCAAGAGAAAGUAUGAAGAACAUGUCAACAAUUUCCUGGCUUCAUGUCAAUAA
Messenger RNA from Caenorhabditis remanei, 6663 nucleotides. RefSeq lists its product as uncharacterized. The coding region runs from base 1 to 6663 and encodes 2220 amino acids. The record is from RefSeq and is a predicted model, not a curated record. The transcript is spliced from 15 exons. Gene Ontology annotation, molecular function: metal ion binding; acetyl-CoA carboxylase activity; ATP binding. Gene Ontology annotation, biological process: fatty acid biosynthetic process. NCBI's taxonomy places the organism in Eukaryota, Metazoa, Nematoda, Chromadorea, Rhabditida, Rhabditidae.